This is a messenger RNA of Malurus melanocephalus (red-backed fairy wren), 2514 nucleotides long. RefSeq names its product integrator complex subunit 3 (gene INTS3). The annotation marks the transcript as partial. The transcript is spliced from 23 exons. Gene Ontology annotation, cellular component: cytoplasm. The record is from RefSeq and is a predicted model, not a curated record. Lineage: Eukaryota; Metazoa; Chordata; Aves; Passeriformes; Maluridae.
UGGAAUUCAUCCCAAUUUUGGAAUUUUCCCCCCAGAUUUGCAAAGGGACCCCCCAACAUGAGGAGAUUUGCCUGGGGCUCUUCACCCUGGUCCUGACUGAGCCAGCCCAGGCACAGAAGUGCUACCGGGACCUGGCACUGGUGAGCCGGGAUGGGAUGAACAUCGUGCUCAACAAAAUAAAUCACAUCCUGAUGGAGAAAUACCUGAAACUGCAGGACACCUGCAGGACCCAGUUGCUGUGGCUGCUGCGGGAGUUGGUCAAGAGCGGAGUGCUGGGAGCUGACGGAGUCUGCAUGACCUUCAUGAAGCAGAUCGCGGGGCUGUUUUGGGGCACACUCAGGGCUGUUUUGGGGUUGAUUUUCAGGGAGUGGGUGCUGAAGAGCAGCCUGCUGGUGGCCAUGGCCGUGUACACGUACCUGCGGCUGAUCGUGGAUCACCACGGCACGGCCGCGCUGCAGGCGCUGCGCCAGAAAGAGGUGGAGUUCUGCAUCUCCCUGCUCCGGGAACGGUUCAUGGACUGUUUCAUGAUCGGCCGGGAUCUGGUGCGGCUGUUGCAGAACGUGGCGCGGAUCCCGGAGUUUGAGCAGCUCUGGAAGGACAUUCUGCACAACCCUCAGGUGCUCAGCUCCCAGUUCACAGGUGAUUUUCCAGGUGCGUUUUGGGCAGCAGAAGCGCUACCAGGAUUGGUUCCAGCGGCAGUGCGUUUCGGGCAGCAGAAGCGCUACCAGGAUUGGUUCCAGCGGCAGUACCUGUCCCCAUGGCGUCCCCAUGUCCCUGUCCCCAUGUCCCCAUGGUGUCCCCACAUGUCCCCACAUGUCCCCACGUGUCCCCAGGUGCGUUUUGGGCAGCAGAAGCGCUACCAGGAUUGGUUCCAGCGGCAGUACCUGUCCACCCCCGACAGCCAAUCGCUGCGCUGCGAUCUCAUCCGCUACAUCUGCGGCGUGGUGCACCCGUCCAAUGAGGUGCUGAGCUCCGACAUCCUGCCCCGCUGGGCCAUCAUCGGCUGGCUGCUGACCACCUGCACGUCCAACGUGGCCGCGUCCAACGCCAAACUGGCGCUGUUCUACGAUUGGCUGUUCUUCAACCCCGAAAAGGACAGCAUCAUCCCCAAUUUCUACCCCCCUCUCGAGGCUCACGUCCGCCAGGGCGUCUUCAACUCCCUCACGCACAUCGUGGAGAAGCGCGUGCUGGCGCACCUGGCCCCGCUCUUCGACAAUCCCAAACUGGACAAGGAGCUCCGGGCCAUGCUGAGGGAGAAAUUCCCGGAAUUCUGCAGCUCCCCCUCGCCCCCCAUGGAAGUGAAAAUGGAGGAGCCGGUUGCCAUGGAGAUGGAGAAUCACCUGGAGAAGGAUGACGGUUGCUAUGACAACGCCGAGGCCGCCUUCAGCGAUGAUGAGGAGGAGCUGAGCAGCAAAGGGAAGAAGAGGGAGUUCCGGUUCCACCCCAUCAAGGAAUCCAUCGUGGAGGAGCCCGUGGACAUCACCCCGUUCCUGGAGCAGCUGGACGAGUCCCUCAAGGACAAAGUGCUGCAGCUGCAGAAGGGCAGUGACACGGAGGCGCAGUGCGAGGUGAUGCAGGAGAUCGUGGAUCAGGUCCUGGAGGAGGAUUUUGACUCGGAGCAGCUCUCGGUGCUCGCCUCGUGCCUCCAGGAGCUCUUCAAGGCGCAUUUCCGCGGGGAGGUGCUGCCCGAGGAGAUCACCGACGAGUCCCUGGAGGAGUCCGUGGGGAAGCCCCUUUAUCUCAUAUUCCGGAACCUGUGCCAGAUGCAGGAGGACAACAGUGGUUUCUCUCUGCUGUUGGAUUUGCUGUCGGAGCUGUACCAGAAACAGCCCAAGAUCGGUUACCACCUGCUCUACUACCUGAGGGCCAGCAAGGCGGCGCUGGGCAGGAUGGCGCUGUACGAGUCCUUCGCCCAGGCCACGCAGCUCGGGGAGCUGCACACGUGCCUGAUGAUGGACAUGAAAGCGUGCCAGGAGGAUGAUGUGAGGCUGCUCUGCUUCCUGACACCGUCCAUUUACAGCGAGUUCCCGGAUGAGACCCUGCGGAGCGGAGAGCUGCUCAACAUGAUCGUGGCUGUCAUCGACUCCUUCCAGCUCCAGGAGCUCGUGUGCCACGUGAUGAUGGGGAACCUCGUCAUGUUCCGCAAGGACUCGGUGCUCAACAUCCUCAGUGAGGACAUCCCCGGGGUGACAUUCAUGGGGUGACAUUCAUGGGGACACGGGUGACAUGGGGACAUCCCGCUGGAGACCAUCAUCCCGAUCCUACAGCACCUCAAAUACAAGGAGCACCCUGAGGCCCUCUCGUGUCUCCUGCUGCAGCUGCGCAGGGAGAACCCUGACACCCCCUGUCCCCGCAGCCUGCGCAGCUCCAGCUCCAAGCUGGCCCAGCUGACCCUGGAGCAGAUCCUGGAGCACCUGGACAACCUCCGGCUCAACCUGACCAACACCAAACACAACUUUUUCAGCCAGACCCCGAUCCUGCAGGCGCUGCAGCACGUCCAGGCCAGCUGUGACG